Molecule: messenger RNA, 1230 nt
Organism: Ichthyophthirius multifiliis
Lineage: Eukaryota; Ciliophora; Oligohymenophorea; Hymenostomatida
Exons: 1
Molecular function (GO): ATP binding; nucleic acid binding; RNA helicase activity
Source: RefSeq, a predicted model, not a curated record
AUGAACACAAAUACAUUUAAAUCAUUAAAUCUCCAUUCAUUUUUAUUAAAAAUAUGCGAAAAAAUAGAGUACAAAACCCCCACAAAAAUCUAAUAAUUAUCAAUUCCAGCAAUUUUAAAUAAAAAAAACGUCGUAAUAAAUGCUGAAACAGGAAGUGGUAAAACUGCUGCUUUCAGUUUUCCCAUUUUACAAUUUCUUUCUGAAGAUCCUCGCGGAAUAUUUGCCAUAGUCCUAACCGCUAAUAGAGAAUUAGCACUCUAGAUAAGUGAAUAAUUGAGUAUUUUUGGUUCUUCAUUAAACCUGAGAGUGUCUACACUUGUUGGAGGUAUUGAUUUUGCUAAGCAGGCUUCUGAAUUGGAACUUAUUCCUCAUAUAAUAGUUGGAACACCAGGCCGAACAGCCGAUAUGUUAAGAAAAAGUGAUAUUUUUCGCGAAUAUGUGGAGAAUUUAGAAUUUUUAGUGCUAGAUGAGGCCGAUAGAUUAUUUGAAGAAAAAGUGUUUACUGAUAUAUAGGAAAUAAUAGGCUAAAUUCCUGAAAAAAAGCAAGUAAUAUUAGCCACAGCGACUAUAAACGAAUAAGAUUUUUGCCCAAAAAAGCUAUAGAAAAUUUUAUGUAUAAAAGACAAUAUAGAGUUUUUUAGUACAAACAAAUAAAAAAAAAUGGUAUAAACUGUCGUUUAAAAAUAUGGUUUAAUCCCCGAACUUGUCAAAGAUGAAUUUUUAAUAAAUAUACUUGAAAAAUAUAAAGAAACAUAAAUAAUAAUAUUCACAAAUAAAUGCCAAACAUGUAAUUUUUUACAUUUCUUAUUAAAAAACCUAAACUUCUCAAACGUAAAUUUGCAUUCUAAAUUAAAAUAAUCCCAAAGAAUAGCUCAUUUAAAGACUUUUAGAAAUUAAACUGUUAAUAUUCUAGUUUCGACAGAUGUAGCAUCUAGAGGUUUAGAUAUUCCGGCAGUUUAAUUGGUUAUAAAUUACGAUAUGCCGAGAAAUUACGAAGAUUAUAUACAUAGAGUUGGUAGAACAGCCAGAAAAGGCAAAAGAGGGGUCUCUAUUAGUAUUUGUACAUAAUUUGAUGUCGAACUUUUGAAAAAUAUAGAGGCUAAUAUAGGAGAGGAAAUGAAGGAAAUUCAAAUCGAUAAUGAAAUUAUUAAUGGUUUAUAGGUAAAAGUUGGAAAAGCUAAAAAAAUAGUCAAAAUUUAACUAUCAGAGAAAGAAUCGAAAAUAGAAUGA